This is a messenger RNA of Cuculus canorus (common cuckoo), 2388 nucleotides long. It is a transcript of the gene HADHB, whose product is annotated as hydroxyacyl-CoA dehydrogenase trifunctional multienzyme complex subunit beta. Gene Ontology annotation, molecular function: acyltransferase activity, transferring groups other than amino-acyl groups. The transcript is spliced from 16 exons. The record is from RefSeq and is a predicted model, not a curated record. The coding region runs from base 149 to 1573 and encodes 474 amino acids. Gene Ontology annotation, biological process: fatty acid beta-oxidation. NCBI's taxonomy places the organism in Eukaryota, Metazoa, Chordata, Aves, Cuculiformes, Cuculidae.
GAAGUGAGGAGGGGUCAGCCUGUCCGUCCAUCUUUCCACGAAUUGGUGGGGGAUGGCUUGGUUUUAGGGGGUCUGGGGGUUGCGUGCGGCCCAGUGUGCGCGUUCCCGGUGGCGCAGGGUGUGGAACGAGCGUUGGCCAGAUAACAAAAUGAGUUCCAUGCUGACCCACAUUAUCCGAAACCUCCCUGCUUCCUCGGCAUGGGCUGCCCGCGGCUUUGUGCGAUCGCUCAGUUGCUCUUUACAGUUACAAGCCGCAGCAGUUCAGCCAAAGAGUAAGAAGACCUUAGCCAAAAGCGGUGUGAAGAAUAUCGUUGUGGUAGAGGGUGUCCGUAUCCCAUUUCUGCAGUCUGGCACCUCGUAUGCAGAUCUUAUGCCACAUGACUUGGCAAGAGCAGCACUGCAGGGGCUGCUGAACCGGACCAGCGUCCCGAGGGAUGUUGUCGAUUACAUCGUUUAUGGCACUGUUAUCCAGGAGGUGAAAACCAGCAAUGUUGCCAGAGAGGCCGCUUUGGGAGCGGGUUUCUCUGACAAGACUCCAGCCCAUACAGUCACUAUGGCUUGCAUUUCUUCAAACCAGGCUAUGACCACAGGUGUGGGCAUGAUUGCGGCUGGGCAGUGCGAUGUUGUCGUAGCAGGAGGCGUGGAGCUCAUGUCUGAUGUUCCCAUUCGUCACAGCAGGAAGAUGAGGAAGACUAUGCUGACUCUUAACCGAGCCAAGACCUUGGGCCAAAAACUCUCCCUGAUUUCCAAAAUUCGCCCUGACUACUUUGCUCCUGAGCUCCCAGCUGUGGCGGAGUUCUCUACCAGCGAGACCAUGGGGCACUCUGCCGAUCGUCUGGCUGCUGCCUUUGCCAUCUCCCGUUUGGAGCAAGACGAGUAUGCCCUCCGCUCACACACGCUGGCCAAGAAAGCGCAGGAUGGAGGCUUACUGCUUGAUGUGGUACCCUUCAAAGUGCCAGGCAAAGACACGGUUACCAAAGAUAACGGGAUCCGUCCUUCCUCAAUGGAGCAGAUGGGCAAGCUGAAGCCGGCUUUUGUCAAGCCCUACGGAACUGUCACAGCUGCCAAUUCCUCCUUCCUGACAGAUGGUGCUUCGGCAAUUCUACUCAUGUCUGAGGAGAAGGCACUGGCGAUGGGAUACAAACCAAAAGCUUACCUAAGGGACUUUGUGUACGUGUCCCAGGAUCCAAAGGACCAGCUGCUGCUGGGUCCGACGUACGCUACUCCCAAAGUGCUGGAGAGGGCUGGUCUGACCAUGGCUGAUAUCGACGUGUUUGAAUUCCAUGAAGCUUUUGCUGGACAGAUCCUGGCUAACCUGAAAGCCAUGGAUUCGGACUGGUUUGCACAAAACUACAUGGGCAGAAAGUCAAAGGUUGGAGCCCCUCCUCUGGAGAAGUUCAAUACCUGGGGUGGCUCCCUCUCACUGGGACAUCCUUUCGGUGCCACUGGCUGCCGCCUAGUCAUCACUGCUGCCCAUAGAUUGAAGAAGGAGGGAGGACAAUAUGGCCUGGUUGCUGCCUGUGCUGCAGGAGGGCAGGGACACGCGAUGCUGGUGGAGCUUUACCCUCAGUAACAGAGAUGGGGCUGUGGAGUGGAGGUUCCUGUGUCCUGUGCCUGGCAAUGCCAUUUCAAUGCACUAAUAAAAACACACACGAUCCUUCUUGGAAAGGAUUUUUGGUGGCCUUUGUAAAUACCUUUUAGCUAGUCAACUGCUAAUUUUUAAUUAAUGAAUGCACUCAAGAAAUAUUCCACUGCCAGGGGACAAUAAAGUUAAUAUGGUCCUUGGUCUCUGUUUGUAACUGAUCAGACUUCUAUCCUCAGUAAGCAGGAUUUCUCCUGGAGCAGAACAAUUCCAAAGAUGUGUACAGAGGGUUAAGUUUGGAGACAAAGAGAAUGUAAAGCACUGGAGGUUGGUGGGCUGAGAUGCAAGUUGAAGUGUAGGGAGGAACAACCGUUCUUGGAAAUGGGUUUAUGCUGAGCUGGCUGGUAAGGAAUUCUGCUGCACGGUGUCCAAACAGCAUUGGAACUCCCAAAUUGCUGCUGACAAUGACUGUCCCUGCUGGGAGCCACAAUAAAACAGAAAAACAAAGUCUGUCAUUUCCUUUCUCACUUUUCCCCUGAAGAACACGGGGCUGAUCUCCGUGGCGUCUGGGACUGGAUUCUGUGGUGGCUGUGUGGUCUGGGGCGUCACCAGGGCUCUGCUUUCUGAAAUGGGGCAUGGCAGCUCUGGAAUCGGCCCGGAAUCCACUUUCAGCUCCAGAGCCUGAAGGAAUCCUCAGCAUCAUACAGGCUUUGGAGACAUUGUUGGUUGUUCCUGCUGCACUGUGGCACUCUGAUCACACACUGAGCUUCAGAAGUGGAGGCAGGGGAUGCCUACGCUGAAUGAAG